This is a messenger RNA of Acanthaster planci (crown-of-thorns starfish), 1394 nucleotides long. Its product is annotated as serine protease 1-like. The record is from RefSeq and is a predicted model, not a curated record. Lineage: Eukaryota; Metazoa; Echinodermata; Asteroidea; Valvatida; Acanthasteridae. Gene Ontology annotation, biological process: proteolysis. Gene Ontology annotation, molecular function: serine-type endopeptidase activity.
CCAAUCUCGGUACUUCGAGCUUGCGUCUCAACGAAGCAACUAGCAAAAUCAACGGCAACAUUCACCAUGAAGUUCUUCAUUUCUCUGGCUUGCCUCCUGGCUGUACUGACGCCGACUCUCGGCAGACUGAUCGUCGGCGGGCACGAGUCCAAACCACACAGCCGACCCUACCAGGUGGCCAUCUAUAAUAGGAAAGAUAUUAAGGACCAUUAUUGCGGUGGUACCCUUGUCCACAAACGAUGGGUCGUUUCUGCCGCCCACUGCGGGAAGGGCCACCAUGGCUUCGCAGGUUUGGGACUCCACGAUAAGACCAACCACAGUGAGGCCGGCCAGCAGAUAAUUAGGGGCACAUGGCAUCUCCAUCCCGACUACAAUGGCGGCACUCUUGAUAACGACAUCUCCUUGUUCCACCUGGGUAGAGACGCCCACAUCGGCAACGGUAAGAUCGAAGCCAUUCGAAUUGCCAAGACACGGCCUCAUAAAGCGAUGAAACUGCUCGUGAGUGGAUGGGGAGCGACAGCAAGUGAUGGGUCUGCAAGGUCAGACGUUCUGAUGGAAGUGGUGGUGAGAGCACAGAGCAUGCAUCAUUGCAGAAAAGUGUACGGCUCUUCAUCGAUUACAGACAACAUGUUUUGCGCGGCCGCUUCCGGAAAAGACUUCUGCCAGGGUGACGAUGGUGGCCCAAUUGUCGGCCACUACGGGCAUGGCAUCCAUAAGAACAGCACCACCCUAGAGGGCAUUGCCAGCUGGGGUAGCGGCUGCGCUGAUCCUGCUCACCCAGGCGUUUAUGUUACCGUCGGUAACUACUGUGACUGGAUCAAGACGACUACUAAAGAUGCCGUCCAGUGUUGAAGUUAGAGAGGGUCCGACCGGUUGCCGAGGGAUGGACGCGCUACUGAUUGGUGCGACCGUGAUCUGAAGGAGCUACUAGUUCGGGGUCUCUCGGCAUCGAUCACCGUCGUUCGCAAAUAAGACUGUCAGAGUUGAAAUAAAACGUGAAAUAAAAAUGAACUAUAGUCAAGACAAUUAUGAAACAAAUAGAUGAAAUGAACGCUGAAUAAGUCCGCUUUUAAUUUACACAGUUUAAGCCUCGUUAUUUCCUCAACAUAUACUUCCAAUUUCUUCAGAAAACAACUGAUUUAAAAGGUAGUUUCAAGUCAUCGUAAUUAUACAAAGAAGCUUAAUUACAGGACCUUUCUGGUUUUUCUUCCGAUUGCUCUUAAAAAACCUGAGGUGAGACCUCUUUCUUGUCCCCAAAGUGUCUGACUUGGAUGAACCUGUGUUGUUGCUCUCAUGACUUGAUGGAUAUUACGGACCAGGACCCAAGCCUUGGUGCAUGCUAAAUUAACGUUUUGAUUUGAAUAAAUGGAAACAAACAGAAUGCAUUAACAAGA